ACGGACACAGUGUUCACCAGCUCGCCGGCAGCUUCAGCUCGCUGCUCGCACACACUCAUAUAGCCAGCUCAGAAAAUGGCGAGCAUCGAGGUGUCCAAGCCGUCGAAGCGUCUGUCCCCCAAGCGCAGCGGCAGCUUCAAGCUGAGCCUGCCCGGCCUGUUCUGCGGCCAGUGCAAGGCCACGUCGGUCUCGUCCCCGCCCGACUCCCCCACGGGCGCCGGCGCGCGGUCGCUGUCGUCGUCGUCCGCGUCCGCGUCGGCGUCGUCCUCGGGCACGUCCCGCGGGCGCGACCGCACGGCGGAGCUCCGCGAGAUCUUCCGCCACUUCGACCGCGACAUGGACGGCCGCAUCUCCGGGCGCGAGCUGCGCGAGUUCUUCGCGUCCAUGGGCGACGGCGGCCUGGCGCUGGGGCAGGGGCUGGCGCUCGGCGGGCUGGAGGACGGCGGCGGCGGGGACCUGAUGCUGGGGUUCGACGACUUCGUGCGCAUCGUGGAGAGCAAGGGCGGGGAGGAGGAGGAGCGCGAGGACCUGCGCCGCGCCUUCGAGGCGUUCGAGGCCGUCAAGGGGUCCGGCCGGAUCACGCCGCGCGGCCUGCAGCGUGUGCUCAGCCAGCUGGGCGACGAGCCGUCCGUGGCCGAGUGCGAGGCCAUGAUCCGCGCCUACGACGACGACGGCGACGGCGAGCUCGACUUCCACGACUUCCACCGCAUGAUGAGCCAGGACUAGGACCAUCUUUUUUUUCUGUUGGGUUCGCCUUUGCCCUUUGAUCGAUUCGUGUACCUGUGUAAACCGUUCACUUUGGGACGUGCUGCCUGCGUGUGACUCGAGAGUCUGGUCGUGUGUUGAGUGGUCUGGAGGUUGUCGUGUACUGCGUGCAAAUUACUAUUGUUAACGUCUCGGCUUUGCCAGCAGUGCAGUGUUACCUGGA
Messenger RNA from Setaria italica (foxtail millet), 928 nucleotides. Its product is annotated as probable calcium-binding protein CML41. Gene Ontology annotation, molecular function: enzyme regulator activity; calcium ion binding. The transcript has a single exon. The coding region runs from base 76 to 726 and encodes 216 amino acids. The record is from RefSeq and is a predicted model, not a curated record. NCBI's taxonomy places the organism in Eukaryota, Viridiplantae, Streptophyta, Magnoliopsida, Poales, Poaceae.